Sorex fumeus (smoky shrew) is the source of this 1689-nucleotide messenger RNA. It is a transcript of the gene CORO1A, whose product is annotated as coronin 1A. Gene Ontology annotation, molecular function: actin filament binding. Gene Ontology annotation, biological process: actin filament organization; cell migration. The coding region runs from base 199 to 1584 and encodes 461 amino acids. The transcript is spliced from 11 exons. Lineage: Eukaryota; Metazoa; Chordata; Mammalia; Eulipotyphla; Soricidae. The record is from RefSeq and is a predicted model, not a curated record.
CUGCGGGGCGGUGCCGGCGGUGGGCGUGGCCCGGAGAAGCCCCGCCCCGAGGGCGCUGCCACCCGGAGGAGGCGGGCGCCGCGCUCCUCAUUCAUUGUCUUGACAAGAGCAUCCUCGGCGGGCAGUGUCGGGCGCCUCCAGCUUCCUCCUCCGCCACCUCCUCCUCCAUUCGGGGGUCGCUCCUCUCUCCGCAGCAGGAUGAGCCGGCAGGUGGUGCGUUCUAGCAAGUUCCGCCACGUGUUUGGACAGCCAGCCAAGGCCGACCAGUGCUACGAGGAUGUGCGCGUCUCGCAGACGACCUGGGACAGCUGCUUCUGUGCUGUCAACCCCAAGUUUGUGGCUCUCAUCUGUGAGGCCAGUGGGGGAGGCGCCUUCCUGGUGCUGCCUCUGAGCAAGACUGGACGUGUGGACAAGAAUGUGCCCAUGGUCUGCGGCCACACGGCCCCUGUGCUAGACAUCGCCUGGUGCCCACACAAUGAUAACGUCAUUGCCAGUGGCUCUGAGGACUGCACGGUCAUGGUGUGGGAGAUCCCCGACGGGGGCCUGACACUGCCCCUGCGUGAGCCCGUCGUCACCUUGGAGGGCCACACCAAGCGAGUUGGCAUCGUGGCCUGGCACCCCACUGCCCAGAACGUGCUGCUCAGCGCAGGUUGUGACAACGUGAUCCUGGUGUGGGAUGUGGGCACCGGGGAGGCUGUGCUGACCCUGGGUGCCGAGGUGCACCCGGACACCAUCUAUAGCGUGGACUGGAGCAGGGACGGCGGCCUCCUCUGCACCUCCUGCCGUGACAAGCGCGUGCGCGUCAUCGAACCCCGCAAAGGCACUGUGGUCGCUGAGAAGGACCGUCCCCACGAGGGAACUCGGCCCGUGCGCGCCGUGUUUGUGUCUGAUGGCAAGAUCCUGACCACCGGCUUCAGUCGCAUGAGUGAGCGGCAGGUGGCGCUGUGGGACAUGAAGCACCUGGAGGAGCCCCUGUCCCUGCAGGAACUGGACACGAGCAGUGGCGUCCUGCUGCCCUUCUUUGACCCUGACACCAACAUUGUCUACCUCUGCGGCAAGGGUGACAGCUCUAUCCGGUACUUCGAGAUCACCUCCGAGGCCCCGUUCCUGCACUAUCUCUCCAUGUUCAGUUCUAAGGAGUCCCAGCGGGGCAUGGGCUACAUGCCCAAACGUGGCCUGGAGGUGAACAAGUGCGAGAUUGCCAGAUUCUACAAGCUGCACGAGCGCAGGUGCGAGCCCAUCGCCAUGACGGUGCCCAGGAAGUCGGACCUGUUCCAGGAGGAUCUGUACCCACCCACUGCAGGGCCGGAUGCCGCCCUCACGGCUGAGGAGUGGCUGGGGGGUCGGAACGCGGGGCCCCUGCUCAUUUCCCUGAAGGAUGGCUACGUGCCCCCAAAGAGCCGUGAGCUGAGGGUCAACCGGGGCCUGGACACCGGACGCAGGAAGACGGCCACAGAGGCCAGUGGUGCGCCCAGUUCGGACACUGUAUCCCGGCUGGAAGAGGAGAUGAGGAAGCUCCAGGCGACAGUGCAGGAGCUACAGAAGCGCCUGGAGAGGCUGGAGGAGACGGUCCAGGCCCAGUAGAGGACUCGGCCCUCAGCGUGCUGGGCAGCCCCUCCUGCUGCCGCUUGCCGCCUCCGGCCACAGUGCCGAUGGGAAAUCCUAAUAAAAUGCCUUUAUUUUCUGGUA